CCUCAGCGGGGCCGGGUGUCCCCUCCCGGGCGGGCGGUUCCCCUUCUCCUCUCCCUCUCUCUCUCUGUGUCCCCCUCGUCCCCCCCUCACCUCAGCGCGGCGCCCAUGAGCCUGCCGGUGGGGGUCUGACAGCGCCCGGCUCGGCAGCGCGGACCCCUCUGUCCUCAGCAUCUCCCCCAAAGGGAUGGAGAACUCGUCGGUGGCAUCGGCCUCCUCGGAGGCGGGGAGCAGCCGCUCCCAGGAGAUCGAGGAGCUGGAACGUUUCAUUGACAGCUACGUCCUGGAGUACCAGGUCCAGGGGCUGCUGACUGAUAAAGUCGAGGGGGAUGGAGAGAGUGAGAAGACCCAGUCCCACAUCUCACAGUGGACGGCGGAUUGUAGCGAGCAGCUGGAUGGCAACUGUUCCCCAUCCCGAGGGAAGGGCUCCUCGUCUCACCAACACAGUCAGAAUGGCAACAAGGAGACCUCCCUGGACAUGCUGGGCACGGACAUCUGGGCUGCCAACACCUUUGACUCCUUCAGUGGGGCGACGUGGGACUUGCAGCCUGAAAAAUUAGAUUUCACCCAAUUUCACAGGAAGCUGAGAAACACCUCCAAACACCCACUGCCUCACAUAGACAGAGAAGGGCUUGGAAAAGGGAAAUAUGAAGAUGGAGAUGGUAUCAACUUGAAUGACAUAGAGAAAGUCCUUCCAGCAUGGCAGGGCCACCACCCGUUGCCUCAUGAAGCUGAAAUCGCACACACAAAAAAACUGUUCCGAAGGAGGAGAAACGACCGGAGGAGACAGCAGAGACUUCCCGGUGGGAACAAGCCUCAGCAACACACAGAACAUCAGCAAGGUGGCACCAAACACAACAGGGACCACCAGAAACUCUACCAAGGAGGUCAGGCCCCUCACUCCUCAGGCAGGAUGGGCCACCACGGCUACAGCCAGAACCGGAGAUGGCACCACAACCAGAAACACUUGCCCAACGACAAAGAAACACACAGAAAUGCCAAAGAGACUGAGAAUUUGAAAAUUGAGGACAACUCUGUCUGCACGGAGCACAUUCCCGUGGAGACACAGCAAGCUCCAGAGGCUGUGGAGAAGCAGUCUCAGCAAUACCUCCAGGAGUCAGAGACCAAGAGGAAGGACAGUAUUCACGAGCGCAUUGGGGAAAGACCCAAGAUCAAUUUGCUUCAGUCUUCCAAAGACAGGCUGAGGAGGAGACUAAAAGAAAAGACGCCUUGUCUUUCCCUUUUCACGGACCAGGACGAAGUCACGGUGGAAACCACCAAUCCUGAAAAGAACAAAAUGGACAAAUUAAUUGAAAUCCUCAACAGCAUGAGGAACAACAGCAGCGACGUUGAUUCCAAGCUCACCACCUUCAUGGAGGAGGCCCAGAACUCUACCAACUCUGAGGAGAUGCUGGGGGAGAUAGUCAAGACCAUCUACCAGAAAGCGGUGACAGACCGCAGUUUUGCUUCCACAGCAGCCAAGCUCUGUGACAAAAUGGCCCUUUUCAUGGUGGAAGGAACCAAAUUUCGGAGUCUGCUCCUCAACAUGUUGCAGAAGGAUUUCACCAUGAGGGAGGAGCUGCAGCAGCGGGACGUGGAGCAUUGGUUGGGCUUCAUCACCUUCCUCUGCGAAGUCUUUGGCACCAUGAGGAGCAGCACUGGGGAGCCCUUUCGAGUCCUCGUCUGCCCCAUUUAUACCUGCCUCAGAGAGUUGUUGCAAUCUCAGGAUGUGAAGGAAGAUGCUGUGCUUUGCUGCUCCAUGGAGCUGCAGAGCACCGGCCGGCUGCUGGAGGAGCAGCUACCAGAGAUGAUGACAGAGCUGUUGGCAAUAGCACGUGACAAGAUGCUGUGUCCUUCCGAGUCCAUGCUGACACGGUCCCUGCUGCUGGAGGUCAUCGAGCUGCACGCCAACAACUGGAACCCCCUGACGCCCACCAUCACGCAGUACUACAACAAGACCAUCCAAAAACUGACGGCUUGAGGGGCAGGGCCAGGUGGGGUGGGAAGGGACGAGAAGAAGACAUGCGCCUUGAGGGGAUCCAGUGAGAGCUUUUCCCCCCAUUUCAAUCCCCCCAGCAGCCCAAACCCCAGCAUGUUCGUGGGGUGGGCAGGGAGGAGCAUGUUUCUUUUUCAGCUGCAUCGCCAAGUGCCACCCCCUGUCCCUGCCGGGUCAUCGUUUGGCUUUCGGAAGAAGACGGAGAUUUCGGGGAAGGAAAAGAAAAAAAAGAAGAAAUAGGAAAAACACACCAAAAAACCCAACAAAACAAAGAAGCAAAACAAGUGGGGUCUAGUAUUGUUUUCACACCGUCCUCCUGCCUUGCCCUGGCCAACUGGCAGGAGACAGCAGGCAGCAGAUGUCCCGGGAGGACAAAACCAGACACGCUACACCAGAUGUUCAUCAUCGGUGGCUUUUGUCAAGCCUUGGUUUUUUUUUUUCCACCCCCUCUUCUUGUCUUUGACUCUUUGUGUCUCCCCCACGCUCCUCCUCCUCACCACCCCUCCAACAGUGGGCGGGAGAGCGGGAGGACUUUCUUAUUUGCACCGGCUUUUGGUUUUCCUCGAGGGUUUGUAUGUUCCUCCUUGUUGGGUUGUCUUGUUGAACGGACACUUGGGAGCAGGUCAGAGACGGGGAGAGUGACGCCUUCCUGACUGCUUGGUGCACGGGAAGGUGCUGAAGCAGAAGGAGCAUUUUAAAGGAGUCCCAAAGCCACUGCAGGAGUAACGUGGCCACCAUUGUCUUGCCAGUAACCUCGAUGGGUUGAGAAACAUGUCCUCUGAGCUGGGAGCUCUGAGAAACAGGGGAUUCUGUGGCUGUUCAAGUUGCGCUCAACCACUAUAACCCAUUUCUUCUUUUUUUUAAGGGUUGCUUUUUUGUUUCCAUUGAAGGAGUGGUUUAUUGUAAUUACUGUCAUGGUUGUAAUUAUAAAUUUAAAUCCAGGUCUGUUGUAGUCAGGCCAAAUAAUGUACAGGGCGAGGGAGAAAUGAAGGUUUGAAGUUCUUUGGAGGCUGGGAAAGAGAAGACAGGAUGUGAAGAGCAAAAAGGAGGAAAAGAGGAUAAAAUAGGAAAAGCCAAAAAUAGAGGUUUUUAACUGGCUUUAACUAGUUGAAUUUGCUAGUUUAAUUUCCUAGGUGUGCAGUGUACAGGAGCAGCUCUGUCCCAUGGCCGGUGUUAAGUGACACUGUGUCCUCCAGGGAUGAGUGACAUGUUCAGAAGGGAAGAGUUUGCUUGGGGAUCCCUGGGUUGCUCCAUGCUGGAGCAUCCCGAGGGAUAGGGUGGCUGCAGGGGGCACUGGUGAGAUGCUGCCUGGGUGAGGAGAUGUCCAGAGGGUGAGGAGACUGGUCCGGAGGGACACACCAUGCCCCGAAUCAUCAAUAAGACCUGGUGGUCUCCAUAUUUACUUGUCUAAUGAUGUUUUUACCCAUGAAAUCACUUCUGGUGCUUAUUUUGGUGAAGCCUAAUGGGGUUGCAAGCUGCCCCAUCCUAUCUGCACAGUGGAAGAGGAGCCAAGGAAGGAAAAAUUCCAGCAGCCAAUCCCAUUAUUAGAUUUUCUUUCUCAGUGACAAGAAGGGAAUUUAUGGCACAUCGCCAGCACGCACAGACCCCUCUUUGGGUCCAAACUCAGCAGCUCAAACCCAUUUUUUUCAAGCAAAACAUUGGAUUUCUGGUGGCUUGUAGGAAAGGGAGAUUUCACCCCAACCUCUUCGGAUGGGUAGGAUGUUCUCGGGUGCCUUAUGAAUGUGUUGGUCUGUCCGUGCUGAGGAGGAAGCUUUUGGCUGCAAAACUUCAAGGGCAGAAAUUUUCAGCAGAAAAUGUGUUGCAGGAGAUGAGAGUCCUGAUGCUGCUGUUCAAGUUCUUCCCCUCCCUGGAAGUGUUGAAGGACAGGUUGGAUGGGGCUUGGAGCAACCUGGUCUAGUGGGAGGUGUCCCUGCCUGUGUUAGGGUGGGUUGGAACUGGAUGAUCUUUAAGGUCCCUUCCAAGCCAAACCAUUCUAUCAAUAUUUGAAUUUUCAUCUGAUGUUCUGCAGCUGCAGUUUCUAAUCUGUACAUGGAGCAAGAGGAACGAGCUGGAAACAGAAGCUUCAAUUUUCCUGUCUAACCAGAAAGCAGCAAAAUUAUUGCUGGAUGCACUGGACCUGUCUGGAAAAAUGAAUUUCCACUUCUUGGACUCAAACCCAGGAGCUUCACGUGGUGAUGGCACCUUGCAUUGGGUCAGCUUCAUUAGUAGCAAUGAGAGUUGAUAAUAUUAAUGAGCAACUGAACGUCAUUAAGGUGGCAAAGCCCAGCAGUAUUAUAAGGCUGAGGAUUGUCCUCAUUGCUCUUGUUUUUUCCUGCUCCUUGGUUUCUCAAGGAGUGGAGGAGAAGGGAAUAAACACCAUCACAGCAUGCCCAGGCCCAACAUCAGUCUUCUGGGAGAAGACCUGAAACCAGUUUUGUCGUGAUUUUUUUGUUUGUUAUAAAGAACAGAAAAGUCCUGUGAUGAGGGCACAGCUGUGGGUCGGGGUGCCAAGGAUCCCAGAAAGGAAAAACAAAAAUACACAAAACCAAAAGUAAUGGGAGAUUUUGCUUCUAAAACCUGGACUUUUCAGCCAGAGAUGAUGUGUAGGCUGCGUGGCAGUAUUUUUGCUGAAGCGUUUCCCUCCCAGCCAAGAGUGUUGAUUCCAUUUGCCCAUGGGGAUGCAAUCCUGCAAGCCUUUCUCUGACUGGGCGUGGCCCAUGACUUUCUCCUCCAGCAGUGGGAUUUCUCCCAUGGAAGAAUUUUGAGGUGAAAUCCAUCAGGUUUUUUUAAUGUCUUGCCAUUUAUCUCCGCUAUUAACGUACGCUUGUCCAGCCAUUAACCACUUCAGUACGUCAGUCCCUCCAUUGAUACAUGAGAAGCAAAAUGUUGACCAAAACCAGGGUUUUUUUUCCCCAAAAAAAACCAUGCUGCCCAUGGUAUCUUUCCAAAGUCCAUCUGUAGGAAGCCAGCAGACACGUGGCAUCAUGAACCACGGUACCACUUUGGGAAAAGAGGUACCACGAGGUCAUUUGAUGGAGCAGGACGGGAAGGAGCACUGGGAAGUUUUUGGGAUUCCUGGUGAGAGCACCUAAGGAUGUCACUGAGUAUUUUCUGCUCUUGUUUGUUUGUUGGUUGGUUUUCUUUAGAAACAGUCGCCAAAGAGUGUCAUUCUACAACGUGCAUUUUGGAAGGUGUGAAGCCACCAGCUCCAUCUCCCCAAAAUUAGCUGGAUUCCAUCUUCACUGCUCAAUAAAAGAAUCUGUGUGGGUUGGUUGGGGUUUGUUUUUUUUCAAUACAUUUUUCCCAGAAGGUUCCAUCAGCAAAGGGAAAAAAAAAUCACCUCCUUGGGCCAAAAAAAAAAUGUUUGGGGCCAAACUUUGGGCUGGUUUGAAGGUGAGUGGCUGAAGCCACUUCAGAGGAGAGAUGCUCUUCACCACCACUGUGCCGACCCCCCUCAGAUGCAGAGCAGGUUUUCCAGCUCCCUCCAGACACCCCAACACCUAAUUCACCUCAUUCCCAGUGAUAUUCUUUCCAAACUGAAGGUUUGUGGUUUGUUUUUUUUUUUGCUACCCACCUCAUGGAGGUGAAAUGAAAAUGGGGGGGGGGGAAGAGAAUAUGAAGCAAUUUGCUUCUUUCCCCUCUUCCCCUGAAGGAGAUUAAUUAGUGUCUAUUCUUGGCAUGAUUGAUGGCUUCGAAGGAAAACCUGUCAGAAUAACUUAUGGUUCAUUUUCCAUGCUUAUUUUUAUAACAUUCCUCACCUGGAAAUCUCUCAAAAUCUGAAUUUUUAAUCUUUUUUUUUUUUUUUCCCUGCUGGGUAUUUUAUGGUUUUACACUAAUUCUGCUCUGGUGAUAAUUUCAGUAAUUUUUUAUUUUUGGGGGAGAGAAACCACACAGAGGGUUGCAAAGUCCACUGUCCAUAGCCAAGGGAGCUGCAGAACACAGAGUUAAUGCUUAGCAAUCCAUUAUUUUAUUAUUUUUUUAAUGUAUUUAUUUGCAUUUGAAGAAGCCACGUUUUUAAUUUAAUCAUAUUUGUCGAACUAAGUGCUUUAAAAAAAUAAUUAAAAAUAAAGAAAAAAGAAAAAAAGAGGAAAAAAAGGUUUUGGGGAGGAAAAGGACUAGAUAUUCAUCCUAGAGAAAACACAAACUCAUUGUUUUCAGCAUUUCAGAGACUGAUAAAACAAGGGAGCUCAUAACUCUUUGUGGCAAUUCAGUCUUUGUUUAUAGAACAUCCAGACCCACUGUAUGCUAUAAAAUGCAUCAUCUGAGUAAUAAAUGUUUAAAGCUUGA
Messenger RNA from Apus apus (common swift), 6280 nucleotides. RefSeq names its product cap binding complex dependent translation initiation factor (gene CTIF). The record is from RefSeq and is a predicted model, not a curated record. The coding region runs from base 185 to 1978 and encodes 597 amino acids. The transcript has 12 exons. Gene Ontology annotation, cellular component: cytosol. NCBI's taxonomy places the organism in Eukaryota, Metazoa, Chordata, Aves, Apodiformes, Apodidae. Gene Ontology annotation, biological process: regulation of translational initiation. Gene Ontology annotation, molecular function: protein binding; RNA binding; translation activator activity.